AUGGCUUCACAUCUGAAGUGUUUUGAGUAUGAUGUAAUUAAGUCGGACAGUAAGAGAUAUGUGAUAAAAUGCCGAGCAGCCAAAGAAGGCUGCAAGUGGUUUGUGCGUGUUGCAAAGUUGAUGAAUUCAGAUCAUUGGACGGUUAGAAGUUAUAUCAAACAGCAUAGAUGUUCUAUUGUUACUACAAGAACACUGCCUAGUAGAAGGAGAGGCACACCAGGAAUCGUUGCAGCUGUUUUUGCUCAAGAUUAUCCUGAUAGUUUAGACACAACAGCUCCCAACGCCUUGAUCGGUUUGGUUCAUCACAGGGUUGUUGUGCAAGUAUCAUACACAACGUCAUGGAGAGGAAAAAUAUUAGCUGCUAAUAAAGUGCGAGGAAGUCCAGAAGAGAGUUAUACUUUAUUAAAUUCUUAUAUGCACAUGCUGAAGCAGUCGAAUCCUGGCACAGUAGCUCGUGUGGUUGUGGAUGAGGCCCAAAAGUUUAAGUAUCUAUUUUUUGCUUUGGGAGCUAGCAUAGAAGAGUUUAUCGUUAUGAGAAAAGUCCUCAUUGUCGAUGCAACACACCUGAAGAAUGUUUAUGGUGGAGUUCUAUUUUUUGCGACUGCUCAAGAUCCCGAUCAUCACCACUAUCCAAUUGCGUUUGGUAUUGCAGAUGGUGAGAAAGAGCAUAGUUGGGUGUGGUUUAUGGAACAGUUGAAAUCAGUGAUAUCUGAUGUCCUUGGAUUGGUGUUUCUUUCAUACAGAAACAAAAGCUUGAUCAAGGCAGUAAGUCUAGUGUUCCCUCAGGCCGCUCAUGGGUAUUGUAUAUGGCAUUUGUCUCAGAAUGUUAAAGGACACGUCCGUAACAACAGAGACACUUGUGCGUUUAAGUUUAUGGAGUGCGCACACGCUUAUACUGAGGCUGAGUUCUUGAACCUUUAUAAUGCUUUUCGCAUGAGGUAUCCUAGAACAGCGGAGUAUCUUGACAAAAGUGUUGAAGAGAGGAAAAUGGCAAGAUGUUACUUUGAAGGAGAUAGGUACAAUGUUGACACCACCAAUUCAAUGGAAUCUUUUAACGGUGUUAUUAGUGAUGCGAGAAAGUUAAACAUACUACCAAUGUUUGAUUUCAUCAUCCGGAAAAUGGCUGAAUGGUUCAACAUACAUAGGAAGGACACAGCUGAAAUACCACCCGCACUAAAGCUUGUUCCUAUUGUGGAAACCGAAAUGUCUAAAAGAUGUGUUGAUGCAGGGUUUCUUUCCGUUGUCUAA
Molecule: messenger RNA, 1248 nt
Organism: Brassica oleracea var. oleracea
Lineage: Eukaryota; Viridiplantae; Streptophyta; Magnoliopsida; Brassicales; Brassicaceae
Product: protein FAR1-RELATED SEQUENCE 5-like
Exons: 1
Coding region: 1-1248 (415 amino acids)
Source: RefSeq, a predicted model, not a curated record